This is a messenger RNA of Racocetra persica, 2043 nucleotides long. The record is from the annotation of a GenBank genome assembly. Lineage: Eukaryota; Fungi; Glomeromycota; Glomeromycetes; Diversisporales; Gigasporaceae.
AUGGAGAAUGAAGAUGUUAUCGAAUCAAUCAAUGAUAGCAAAAACGUAGAAAUGGAUUUUGAAUCUGAUAAUUCCUUGAUCGAUAAUUCAAUUAGUAGCUCGUCUAUACCAUUGCGUCAUGAUAGCAUCGAUUUUAAUAAUCGUGACCAAAGUAUAGCAACGAACCUUGAUUACAUAAAUCCAUCAUAUCAACAAUCAUAUCAACAGUCAUCUGAAUCUUCAACCUCAUCAUAUCAACAGUCAUCUGAAUUUUCAACCUCAUCAUCUCAAGCCAAUGCAAUGAAAUCUGGACUUUUAAAUCGAGUUGGUACUUAUGUAUCAACGACACUUCGUGGAGCAGAUGAUUUCCCAUCAUCAGAAACAAUAAGAGUCGUAUUUCACGCACAUCUGCCUCCUAAUAUUGAAUUUCAUUUCGAAAGAGCCAUCCCAUGCGUUGUUGGAAACAUCGAUGAGCUAGGAAAAUGGGAAUUUCCUAUCGUGAAGCUUAAACAACCUUAUAGUAGACAUAUGCAUCGAACUACUUAUUGGGUUUCGGAUCCGGUUACGAUUCCAGCUUCGAAUUUUGAAACCGGGAAUCAUCGUGUUCUGAGAAAUCUUCUUAGUGAACAAAAUCAAUUUGACGUAGUGCAUCAAAUAAGAAUUGCGGGUAGUGAUUAUUGGACCAAAACCGUCCAUGAUUUCGAAUUUUUAAACUUUAUCUGGCAAUCACUUACACCUACUAAUACUAGAAACAAACUAUUUGAAUAUCGUAUCAUCUUGGGUCAAUUUCAGGAAUAUACAAGGCAAGAAACAACCCAGAAAUUCAUUGUAGAUUGUCUGAAGUCAACUAGAGAUAGAGAAAAAGAAAAAAGACUAUUUUUAUGUGUUCUUAUAGGCUACUAUAUUUUUUUACGUCAAGUGAAUGUUAUAAGUGAUGUCAAUUUAAAUCCAAAAUUUCCUUCAUCGGAAUUCUUUGAUUGCCUCAAUAAAUUUCAGCCUGAAAAUUGGUUGUCUGAUACUCCCGAGAUUCUUUUGAUUGCUAUUCAUGCGUUGAUUCGUAAUAAUAUGUAUCAAGAGUCUGCUGACUGGUUUAAAAGAAUGUUUGCUUAUGCACCUCUUGUGGAUCCAGGAUAUAGUUUCAUUGAUGUUGUUGCAGAAAGGAAUUUAAACCUAAAACGGUUAUUCGAUUUUCUUCCUAAAUAUGUUACUCCACAUGUUAAUAAGAUUGAAGAUCCGCGUGUAUAUGCAAGAGUUGGUGCGUGGUUAAUUCGGUUAUGUGAAGACAUGGAUCAAUUGUUUAGGGUAUGGGGUGAAGUAAUCGAUCAUAACAAAGAAAGAGACAGAUUACUUAAAAAGCCGUUUCUUGAACAUGUUCAUUAUUUAAUUUCGGAUUUUAAAGACGCGAAAUCUUUAAAAAAGUAUUUCGAUAAGAUCCCUGAUCAUUUUAAGAAAAAGGUUGAUGAGGCAUUUCGCCAAAAAUCUUUUAAAUUAAUAAACUCUCCAACUUACAAUUGGAAUAAACUUGACACAGAAGAAAUGCUUGCAAUUCUGAAAAAUCCUGAAUUUAAUUGGAAUAAAUCCGAAUUGCUUGAAGUACUCCAUGAAAUUUCUCAAUCAAAUCAAUGGUACAUAUUGUACAUGUUCUUAGAUUUAUUUAGUUAUUGGUUUCAACUUGAACCGCAAGAAAUACCUUCGGAUAAGAUUCCCGCCAUUUGUGGUCAAUGGUAUCAGCAUGUAUUGGAUCAUGUUAAUGAGAAAAAGGAUCGAUAUGUCUAUACCGUAUUUUCUUAUUUAUCUCAAAUAUAUCCAAAGCUUGAAGGACAUUGGAACAUUUUGUUUAUAUUGGUGGGUAUCGCAAUUGAUAGAGUUAAGCAAUGUCCAGAAGAUAAAAUUCUUAGUACAGUUCGUCAGAUUGACUUCCAACAAGAUAUCGUUCAGUCAUUCUUGCGAAUGGUGAAAGAUAUUUUAAAAUUUAGUAUCAAAAAUACAGACCAGACUUUGAUCAAAAAAAUUAGACUGAUCUGUGAUUGCGAUUCUGAAAUUUUAAAUGUUCCUAACGCGUAA